Acanthopagrus latus (yellowfin seabream) is the source of this 9022-nucleotide messenger RNA. It is a transcript of the gene sorcs3b, whose product is annotated as sortilin related VPS10 domain containing receptor 3b. Gene Ontology annotation, cellular component: membrane. Bases 1425 to 5141 code for a protein of 1238 amino acids. The record is from RefSeq and is a predicted model, not a curated record. NCBI's taxonomy places the organism in Eukaryota, Metazoa, Chordata, Actinopteri, Spariformes, Sparidae. Gene Ontology annotation, molecular function: protein binding. The transcript is spliced from 27 exons.
AGGUGGCGGGGUCCACCACAUAUAAACAAACAGCAUGAAACUGUGUUGUACUUCAAGGUCAGUUUGUGUAUUAUGUUUGUUUUGGCAUUAAAAAAAUCAGUCAGUGAUAUUCUUUCUCUUCAGAUUCAAAUGUCCCCAAACUACGUACUGCACCUUUAAGAACAUAUCGCGAUGGUUUCCUUGUCCAGUUCUUGUGAUCCAAAUAUCCUUUUGGUCCCUGAAGAAAACAGAAGUCCUUCUCUGUAUGGUUCUCUCUCUGGCAGCUGAUACAAACAUAUCUAACGUGUGUUUUAGCUUCUCAUCACCGGCAGCAUGAGAACUUCUCUCAGUCACAAAAAUAAGAUUGUGUGUAAAGAAACAGAAUUUCUACAGAGCGCUCAGUCAGCAGGAAGCAGGAACCGCCUCCCAGGAUUCAUUCAGCUCCACUAAUUGAAACUAAUACCUUUUCAAAUAGCAUAUUGAUUUGGGGGGGAAAGUUGGAUUUUUCACACAUUCACAGUAAGAAAAAAAAAUAAUAAUAAUGAACAACAGAGACUGCGAAGGUGGCGAGAUUAAAAAACAGGAGCUGUUGGAGGCUGGUUGCCUGUGUGGAGUCAGAAGUCAUGAAGAUUACAAGCAAACAUAUGACGGAGUGAGUUCAAAGCUCUCCAUGUUUCCUGGGCUGUUGUGCCGCAGAAGGCCUGAGGCAGCAGCACAGCGGCCUAAUUAGUCAAAAAAAACACAAGUCUCAGUGUCACCAGAAACAGUCACAGGAGAGAACAAACGACACUUCACCUCUGUUCUCCUGCGGCACGCGCUGGAUCGAGGAGUCCGACUGAACCCCCAGAUCCGCUCACACGCCUGCGCACGCGCGUGCACGCAGCUGACAGGUGAAUCCGGUGUUGAUUGAUGCGACCAAACGAUGUUUAAAAAAAAAAAAAAAGAUGUUCCCAAAGCGUGAACACAACACUGUUCUGCAAAAGCACACAUUACUUAAGUGUCCAUCAAGCUCUCCGACUGAAGCAGCAGCUGAUUUUAUUUUCUGUUUUAUUCAGGCGGGGUUUAACUUUUCCAGGUGGACAAAAAUAAUCUGAGUAUAAACUCAAUAAAAGCUCUGCCUUCACAGUUGAGGCGUCGAGGAAUCGUUUCAAACCGAUCGCAGCCUUUAAGGUGUUAUUUUUUUAUUUAUUUUUUUCAUGAGCAACGAGCUCGAGCCGCUCCUGCAGUCACUCUCCGUCGGCGCGUUCGCCUGAUGCGCAGCGCCUCCCCAACUGGUCCCUCACUUUGACAAAUUCCUGGACGUGAGCGGGUCUGCUGAAUGGCUUCUUGCUCGUUAAACAUGAUACCUCGGAUGUUUUAGAAGUUGAACAGCUCUGCCACAUCUUUCCCCCCUUUUUUUAAUUUUAUAUUUUUCCCCUCUCCAGCUCUCAGUGUGGAGGAACACGAUGGGACUGUGGUCAUUUUGGAGUUUUUCUCUUCUGGCUUUCGUGUCGCUGCUGCGCCCCUUUCAACCCAAGUUUGUGGCUCAGGCGGAAAUAAGUUCCCUCGGAGCGACCGACAGAUUUUAUCGCCUGGAGGUAACCCCGCUGGAGGCUGCCGUGACCCGAAAAUCAAAAGUCGACAAUGGCACAAAAGUUUUCAGCGCUUUUGAGACGGAAGAAGCCGGUGCUCUGAAACCGAGCAAUGGCAAGCAUGCACCAGAGAGUGGGCUCUGGGAUCAGGCACCGAUCCGCGUCAAAACGGCACCAAACUACCCAGAAAUACCUGCUGAAAAGUAUAGUGACAUGUUCGAGGACGACCAAAGGCGACGUACAAUGUUUGGCAACAGCUUUCCCGACACAAGGAAGAGGGCGAAAAGGAGCGCGGGCGCAACGCACGCCGAAAACGUGGAUAGGAGUACAAGUGGAGAAGCGCAGUCGGGAGAGAGGCUUGUGGAGACGGUUCAAGGUGUUUCCAACUCCAGAGUCGAGUACCGGCGCGCCGGGGAGGAAGCCAGAGGGUCCAGCCCGAGGCAGAGCGAGCCGCACCUGGACACUUCCACUUUUGCUCUGUCGGGAGACUCGGCACACAACCAGGCGAUGGUGCACUGGUCCGGACACAACAGCAGCGUGAUCCUGAUCCUGACUAAGCUGUACGACGUCAGCCUGGGGGUUGUUACUGAGAGCUCACUCUGGAGAUCCAGCGAUUACGGAAGCACCUACACCAAACUCAACGACAAAGUGGGCUCAAGGACAGUUUUAAGUUACCUGUAUGUGUGUCCUACCAACAAACAGAAGAUAAUGAUGCUUAGCUACCCAGAGGUGCCAGCUGGUAAGGGGGCUGUUCUCAUCAGUUCAGAUGAAGGGGCAAGCUUCGAGAAGCAUCCCAUUAACUUCAACAUCCUGAGCCUGCUCUUCCACCCGGCAAAGGAGAACUGGAUACUGGCUUACAGUGAUGAGAGCAAGCUGUACAGUUCAAUGGACUUCGGGAGGAAAUGGCAGCUCGUUCACGACAACGUGAUGCCAGGCAGAUUCUACUGGGCGGUAAUGGGGCUGGACAGAGAAUCUGAUGUGGUCCACAUUGAGACGCGCAUCGCGAAAGGCCGCGCCCAGUACGUGAAGUGCAGAGCCCCACGAUGCACCGAAGCCGACAGGCAGUACCUCUUUCCCGGACAUGUAGACACCAACUCACUGGUUGUGCAGGAUGAAUAUGUCUUCACACAGGUAACCAAGUCAGGACGAGCCAGCUACUUCGUCUCCUACAUGAGAGAAUCCUUCAGGCAGAUGGAAUUACCCAAAUAUUGUCUCCCAAAGGACAUGCAUAUCAUCAGUACGGAUGAGAAGCAGGUGUUUGCUGCAGUCCAGGAGUGGAAUCAGAACAACACUUACAGCCUUUAUAUCUCAGACUCCCCCGGCGUCUACUUUACCCUCUCAUUAGAGAACCUGAGGACCAGCAGAGGACCUGCUGGUAACCUACUGGUUGACUUCUACAAGGUGGAGGGAAUAAACGGCAUGUACCUCGCCAACAAACUGGUGGACAAUCACAUCAAGAGUUUCAUCACAUACAACAAGGGUCAGACGUGGGCCCUGCUGCCAGCUCCCGCCACCGAUGUGGCUGGAAAUAACCUUCACUGCAUCCUGCCGUUUUGCUCGCUGCAUCUUCAUCUGGAGAUGUCGGAGAAUCCCUACACGUCCGGACCCAUCACCAGCAAAAAGUCUGUGCCUGGCAUCAUCGUGGCAACAGGGAAUAUCGGAACAGAGCUGUCCUCCACCAACCUUGGGAUGUUUAUAACAUCUGAUGCAGGAAAUAGCUGGAGACAGAUUUUUGAUGAAGAGCACAACGUGUGGUUUCUUGACAAUGGAGGCGCCAUGCUGGCCGUCUUACACGCAACAACGCCCAUCCGACACUUACAGAUCAGUCUAGACGAAGGAAAGAAAUGGGACCGUCACAGUUUCUCCUUGGCUCCUCUGUAUGUGGACGGAGUUUUAAUGGAGCCAGAAUCUGACAAUCACAUUAUCACUUUCUUCGGACACUUCAGCCAUCGGUCAGAGUGGCAGCUGAUCAAGAUCAACUACAAGGGCCUCUUUAGCAGGAGAUGCAUGGAUGGAGAUUAUCAGACGUGGCACCUGCACAACAAGGGAGAGCUCUGCGUGAUGGGCGAGAAGCAGAUCUAUAUGAAGCGGCGGCCAGGAAACCGCUGCAUGCUGGCCCAGGACUAUUCAAGGAUCUAUUCGUCAGAGCCGUGUGUUUGCACUGUCUACGAUUUUGAAUGUGAUUACGGUUGGGAACGCCAGGCAGACGGGAAGUGCUCCCCUGCUUUUUGGUUUAAUCCAAAUGGUGCGGCUAAAAGCUGCAGCAGCAGCCAAAGCUUCCUUAACAGCAAAGGGUAUCGGAAGGUUUUGUCCAAUAACUGUAAGGAGGUAGGGAGGAACGUGUACUCGCCCAAGAAGCAGGCGUGCCGUCCAAGACCACCCCGAGGCCUCCGGCUGUCCACCGGUCAUGGAGAGCUCAGUGCUGCUGUCGGAAGCAACGUCACUUUCAUGGUUUACCUCGAUGAUGGAGACUCGCAGAGGACCAGCAUCGCGCUCGACUUCGGGGACGGCAUCAAGAUCACAUAUUCCAACCUGAGCAGGACUGACGACGGCAUCAAGCACAUCUACAGAACGACUGGGAUUUACCGAGUGACAGCUUCGGCUGAAAACGGCCAGGGAUCUGACAGCGUCACACUGUUUUUACACAUCACCAGUCCAGUGGAGCGUAUAUAUCUCUCGGCUCCUAUUGUGGCCGUCCGGGGGAAGGAGGCUAAUCUCAGCGUGGUGGUUUGGCCGAGUCACACCAGAACAUUGACCUUCUUCUGGUGGUUUGACAACAGCUCGGAGCCCAUUAUAACCUUGGAGGGAAGUAUCUCUUACACGUUUCAGAGAGAGGGAAAAAACAAGGUCAUGGUCCAGGUUGCUUCUGGGAGCACCAUAAUGCAGGAUUCAAAAGUUAUAACUGUUAAAGAGUUCUUCAGGUCGCUGCUGCUAUCGUUCUCGCCGGCCCUUGAUGAGCACAAUCCUGACAUCCCCGAGUGGAGGGAGGACAUAGGGCGUGUGGUGCGGACAGCUCUGUCACAGGUGUCUGGGGUUCCUGAGGAGCAGCUGCUGGUGGCUUUGUACCCCGGACUUCCAAGUACAGCCGAGCUCUUCAUCCUUCCUGAUGAGCGCUCAUACAGUGAGCACAAGAGAGGCAGCGAGGAGGCUCUGGAGACGAUAUCAGAUAAUUUUGUCACUUUCCUGAACCAAGGCCUGAUCCAGUUCGAGCUGAAAGCUGAUAUUCGCAUUAUUGUGUACAUGAUUCAGCAAACUUUGGCACCACUUGUGGAUUCAAACUCCAUCCACAGUGGGUCGGCCAUGCUGAUGCUGGUCACUGUGGUGUUUGUUGGCUUAGCGGCAUUCUUCAUCUACAAGUUCAAAAGGAAAAUCCCUUGGAUCCAUGUUCAGACUGAGGACAGCCAUGAGAAGGACCCGGAAGUGAUCAGUACAGUCGGUCAGAACGACAACAUGACUAAGGUCAAACUCAGUGAGUUUCCCUCUCAGAAGGAGCUCAUGGAGAAGGAGCUGGAGGCCAGGAGCAGAGGAGGAAUCGGAAGAAAUAUGGAGAGAAUUGUUACAAGGGAAUUUCCAAACUGUACUAAUGUCUAAAUAACAAGCUCUCUGUUUCUGAGUAAGUACAGAUUGUAGUGUCACAAUUGUGCUGAAAUUGUUUGCUCUGUUGGCAUUGUUUUUUUUUUUGUUGUUGUUUUUUUUAAAGUUAUUUCACGCUGCUGUCAUUGAAAGUCAUGUUUUUUAACUCACAUGGAUAGAGAUAGUAUCUACUUUACAAUACCAGAUGAAGACCAAUCCAGCGAGCCAGACUCCUGGGGCCUCUAGUUUGAGGGUGGUAAAUUGUGGAAAUUGGCCUGUAGGUACAGCAUCAAGCACAAAAUGUCUAAUUAGCAUCAAGCUCUACAUAGACACCAUGGAUCUAUUGCUGAUAUUUCAUGAAUAUUCAGAUGCCAUUGUGCAAAUUUGACUAAUGCCUUACUGGCUGUGAGACGGUGUUGUUCAUAAUUUGGAUGUCAGGAGAGAAAAAAAACACAUUUACAGAAAUAAAAUGCCUCAAAAGAAAAAGUACCUAAGUAACUCAAAGGUCAACACAAGAGGAAGAGUGUGGAGGUGGCUGUCUAAGUUUGAUAAACUUUAACUCCAGCACUGACAGACAGAGGAUUACGUAACGUUACAAUCAGGAUAUUUAGACCCUUAAGGGACAUUAUAAUAAUAUCACACAGGGCUUGAAGUGACAAACUAAUUUAUAAAAAUGUUUUGUAAUCUUACAGUAUGUGUUGAUAAUGUUUCCCUCUUUGUAUGAUGUUUGCUCAUCAAUUGAACCAACAGGCUAUAAAAUUUGUCAAGUGUAACCUUUUCAUUUUAUUUUAUUUAUAAUUUUAUAGUCUUUUCAGUAAAGAAAUCCUCACUGGAUGAAACAACCUGAACAACGUAAUGUAGAGUUGUCUAUUUAAAGGGAUAGUCUGGGUCUUUGGGCGUAUGAUGAGGUGUGGUGGAUUGACCAUAAGUUUUAGGGGUGCUGUAACAACUCUUAAUCAAUCAUCACCAAUCAUUCAAACAAAAAAUAAGAAUGACAAACCGACUACCGACAGCAAGUGGUGUUUGGCAAGCCUCAUUUUAUCAAAGCAGAGACGAAUCCCUGCAUUGAAGCAAAGCAAAGUGCUGCUCUGGACCAGGACAGUAGCAAAAAAGGUAUCUGAGCCACCUGAAAGAAGUCCCAUAUGAAACGUUUAUUCAUUGUGUUCUGUAUUCUGAAUAUUUUCAUGCAUUACUUUGCCAUCAGACAGCCCUUCCCAGCACAAAAUCUUCUCAACCGCAGAGCUUCUGUAUACCUGUGCACUGCAGAUUAACUGUUUGGGUCAGACUUUCAGCGGUUUAUAAAAGGGAAUAUAACUGCAUGAACCAAAGUACACAGAAGAAGAACUUCUGCAGACUGAGCUGGAAAGAGAGGGGAACCUUCUGUGGAAACUACAUUUCUUUACUACAGUUUCAUGAGUCGUUUUAUUUAUUGUAGGUCUUGAGUGCGAUCUUACCAAGUUGUAAACUAGUUAGCGUUAAUUUGGUUUAUAGGGUAGUGGUCUGGACCAGCGCAUGGAGAAUUAUGAAUUAUUUAUUUGAGAGGAUACAGACCUCAAUCUAACCGUCCAUGCAUCCGUCAUUUUAAUUCGUGAGAAAUCUUCAAAUAAGUUGAUUCCAGUCCAGAAAAACUAGAAAAUGCUGGGUUUCUUUCUUUUUGGAUUCUCAGUUUUAGCACAACCUCAGAAUAAACAUCUUGAAAAUCAGCAUGUGUGCAGACCGGGAUUUUAACUUUUUCAACAUUUUGUGUCCCACCACUUCAGUGAGAAAAAUACAAUUCAAAGGGUCGAACAGUUUGGUCCUGCAGAGAUAUCUCCACUAUUUUUUGGCUGCAAUGAAAUUCUGUACAGACAUGUACGGCCCUCAGUGGAGGACACUCGGAGACUUGGAUGAUCCCCUGAAUAUUCCUCUUGUGCCACCACCAGUCUAAAGUUAUCAUGUUUUCAUUGGCUACAUUUGUAUGCACACCAAUUUUCCACCUUUAUUUCAAAUGUGACAACAUUCAGAAUUUGACACAGGUCACAUGAAGAGCAAAUUCCUAAUGUUGUUCCUGUUCCUAAUUAAGCCUCGGGUAUCAACAAGUACUGUAUGGGAGUGUAGGCUGAUUUCCAGGGGUUUUGAUAAACACUGUGUGCACGUUGUGUGGUCAGGCACAAUGAAACACCUGGAGGAUCCACUGUAACUGAGGUUUAUUGUAGAUUUAACAGGAUGAUGGACAAAGGAGACUGGCACCGAUCAUAGCUGGUUAUAUAACAUCAAGACACUGCAAAAACAUUAAAGAACAAAGAACAGGUGACUCCCAUUAUCACUGCCAGCAUGGGAGACCAUGGCCCUGCUGCAGGUGUUGACCGCUUCAGAAAAAAGAGGUUGAUCAAAUAAAAGACUGAGACUGUGUUUGCAUUUAAUUCAUUUGACAUUUAAACAUUUUAGUCGGAGUCCAUUUCAGAAAUUUCGUCUAUUUCGGAAUAUAUUUCCCUAAAAUAUUGCAUGCAUGUAAGCGUAGCCGGUGAAAGUUCUCAUUUACUGGUUGGACUGGAACAUUUGGUUCAGACAUUCGUGUUCUCCAUCAAAAUAAAUCGUAAAAAACUUUUCCUCUAGCGCUAUCAGGUCAAAACUUCAAAGACUUGAAAUACUUCAAAGUUAGUCUUUUAUUGCUUCAUCUCUUUUUAUGUGCCACGUUCAUCCUGUGUUUUUUGCUGUAGAUGUCUGAUGGUUGACAUUAACCAUCAUAGUCAGUGAGGGAUGUUGGGUCUAACUGAAUGGGAUGUAAACCAUCUAACAAGCCAUUACUAUCAGUGGAAUGUGUCAAGAUAAAUAAACUGAAAAGACUAAAACUUGAAAUUAGAUGUUAUUUCCCAAGGACAGUCCCAAAAAAACAGGUAAGACUAGAUUUAAAUCAUAGUUUGACAUUAUUUCACAUAAAAAGUCGAUGUUUUUGUCUUGACUUGACUAUUUGUGGUUAAAAUAAGUCUUCUAGCCUUGAUGUGGAGGUUUUACAGACAAAUGUCUUGUGCUUGGUUAAAAAUAAAUUGCUCAUCAAGAUAAGACAAGUGAACUCUACUUAAGUUAAGUCAAAGGAUCUUCCUUUGAAAGGAUGAAUCCCUCAAACAAAGCCCACUCCAAUAAACCCAAACUAUCCCUUUAUGGCAGAACACAGUUCACAAUUUAGUUAUCAUUUCGUUGUGUUGAAUAAACUGCUUUAACUGUACGCUCUUGAUAAACAUCUGCAUUUCCUGCCCCGUAACUAGAGGUCUUUGAGUUGUAAAUACAUGAAUACAUAUGAAAAUGUAGAAAUCUGACGUGUUGUGGAUGAUUUUAAGGAUGAAAUAUGUGGUUACUCUGUGAGAUAACAUGGUGCUUUCAAUGACUUUUUCUCGGGACGAUGAUGGUACACAAAUGAAAAUGUGAUAUAGGGACACGAGGGUCUGGACUUAGAAAUGGGAAUUACUAGAAACUUGUACAUAGAAUAAGAUGGAAUGUAAAUCUAUACAGUUGCUUCAUCCUACUUUAUUGUAAAGUCGACCCACUGAACAGCAAGUAAUAUGUUUCACAUGAAGCUGUACGUUCUCUUUUUUAUUUAUUUAUUUAUUUAUUUUCUACAGUGGCAUGCCCUAAUUAUCUGUGCUAAAAAACUUACAACUUAUAUUAGGGUGAGCGAGUGCUGUAUGUAUAUAUAUAUAUACAUAUAAAUAUAUAUCAUGGUUGUUUUGAAGUUUACUUGACACAUUAAACAAAUUAUUCAACACCUUGUCUAAUAGUCUAGUUGUGCAAUUGCCAAAAAGUUGUGCAUGAUCUAUGAUAUUGUCCAUUUUUGUCGAGGAUAUAAAAAAAAAAUCGUCUCGUUUUGAAUCAUAUUUCUUACUGUGAACAAAUUGCCAUUUUAAACUUGUUCAAAAUAAAUG